Lecanosticta acicola is the source of this 1893-nucleotide messenger RNA. The record is from the annotation of a GenBank genome assembly. Lineage: Eukaryota; Fungi; Ascomycota; Dothideomycetes; Mycosphaerellales; Mycosphaerellaceae.
AUGGCCGCCUCAUUCCAUUGCAACGAUCGGGCGGCAACAGAGAACGCAUUGUACAAUCACAUUGCUGCUCUGGAUGAGCCAACGAUAAGGUCAGAGGAAGGCCGGGUGGUCUGGAGCAAUGAAGAAUAUUCCUUUCUGGAGAAUGCCUGUCCACGAACUGUCAACCCAAAGCUAUGGCGACAGGGCCAACUGUGCAACAUCCACGGCCUUUUCAAGAUCACAGAAGGAAUCUAUCAAAUUCGUGGCUACGACAUCUCCAACCUUACGGUCGUUGAAGGAGACACGGGUGUCGUGGUAAUGGACCCUCUCUCCACUUCGGCGCCUGCCAAGGCUGCGUUCGGAUUGUAUUGCAAGCACCGUGGCGAGAGGAAGAUUAAGGGCGUGAUAUAUACGCAUUCACAUAUUGACCACUAUGGCGGUGUCCUCGGUGUCGUGGCUCGAAGCCCGAAUGGCAGAUACGACUUCCCUAUUAUCGCACCUCAGGGAUUCAUAGAAGAAGCAACAAGUGAGAGUGUCUUCGCUGGUCCAAUUAUGAACAGACGAGCUGCAUAUAUGUACGGCACACAGUUACCGAAAGGUCCAGAAGGGCAAGUAGGAUGUGGCCUUGGCCUCACUGUGUCUAGAGGCAGACCAGCUCUUAUCCCUCCAAAUACCCACAUCACCACUACAGGCCAGGAAAUGAACGUUGACGGCAUAACUAUGGUCUUCCAAAUGGUACCCGAGACUGAGGCGCCAGCAGAGAUCAAUGUGUACUUUCCCAAACACCGCGCUCUGUGCAUUUCCGAAUGCGCCACCAACAGCAUGCACAACAUCAUCACUCUCCGCGGCACCCUCGUCCGCGACUGCAAGAAAUGGGCCAAAUACCUCGACGAAACCCUCGACCUCUUCUGUCAAAACGAAGACGAGAACCAAUCCAGCGUCCUCUUCGCAGGCCACCACUGGCCAACCUGGGGCUCCUCGGCCAUCAGGAACUUCGUCUCCUCGCAACGAGAUCUCUACGCCUACAUGCACGACCAAACCAUCCGCCUCAUGAAUCUCGGCCUCAACGGGACCGAAAUCGCCGAAAGGCUCACCCUACCUCCCUCUCUAGCAGACCAAUGGCAUUUACAAGGCUUCUAUGGUUCCCUCAGCCACAACGUCAAGGCCAUCUACCAACGCUACAUGACCUGGUUCGACGGCAACCCGGCCAAUCUGUGGAAGCAUCCUCCCGCCGAAGAAGGAAAACGCUACGUCCAUUGCAUGGGCGGUAUGGAAGCCACCAUCUCCAAGGGCGAAGAAUUCGCUUCUGCGGGAGACUUGCGAUUCGCAGCGACGUUGUUAGAUCAUGCCGUCGUAGCUGAUCCUUCCCAUCGAAAGGCGAGGGAAGCACUGGCGAGUGUGUUCGAGAGACUCGGAUUCGGAGCUGAGAAUGCGACUUGGAGGAAUUUUUACCUCUCUGCUGCCCAGAGUCUGCGGAGUUCGGUGAAGAGAGCCGGGCUAGGGACGCCGAAUCCUGAAGCUUUAAAGGCUGUGAAUCCGGAUUUGACCAUCGAUCAGUGGCUGGACGGGUUAUCGGUGCAGUUAGAUGGCUCGAAAGCUGCGAUGGCGGAUGCUCAGGGAAAAGUGCCGGCUUUCACAAUCAGCUUGGUCGUGCCUGAGCAGGAUAGCUCCUGGCUCAUUCGACUGAGUAAUGGCACGCUGACUUAUAGACGGAAGCAGAAUUCGUCGAGCGAGCUCCAGCCGGCGGAACUAAAGCUGACGUUGAGAAAGGCAGACUUUUUCCAGAUCAUCGCGCAUGGCAAUAUGGAGUGCGCCAAGGGAGCUUACAAGGGUGACUUGAGCGUCUUGAUUCAAUUGCUUGGCUAUCUAGACAUCCUACAGACGAGCCCGGAGCGAGCUGUAGGCAAAUUGUAG